AUGCCCAAGGUCGACCGCAGGGCAAAGCUCGCCGAGCUCAAGGCCCUCCGCCAGGCGGGCAAGAAGGCCUUUGAGAGCUACCAGGUCGAGGAUGUCGCGAAUCUCUACGACGAGGUGGACGAGGCCGGAUACAAGGAGAUUGUGCGGGACCGCCUGAAUCAGGACGACUUUGUGGUGGACGACAAUGGCGAGGGUUAUGCCGACGACGGACGGGAGGAUUGGGAUCGAGUGAGGCCGUACGAGUCGGACAGCGAAGGCGAUGAGCUGCCGACGCGGGGGAGGCCGAGCAAAGCGGCAAAGAAGAGCCGUGACGAAGAGCAGGCCAAGCGAGACGCCAACGAUCGAAGCAUCAGCGAAUACUUCACCAAGGGCGCCGGUAAAGCCCAGCCCAAGCCCAAGGUUGUCAAGACAAAGGCCGACGACGACUUCCUGGCCGACCUCCUCGGAGAGGUCGAUGCCAACAUCCCCGCUCCAGCCCCGAGGGCACCCAAAGCCGAACGGUCAGGCGGCGAGCGAAGAAAAGCUAGAGACUUGUCUCCUGCGCCAGAGCCCAGCUUCAAGAAGCAGAAGCGGGUUGACAUACGACUGCCAUCACCGGAUCCCGCCCCUCCAAGUUUCGACGACAACGACGACGAUGGUCUUGCGCCGUUGAUCGAUGACGAGCCCAUGGGUACGGCCGACUUUCCCAUGAGCGACCCGGCACCCUCCUCCCCCGCUGCCAAGGUCGCCCAGCGCAAGGCCCAGAUAAAGCAGGAGCCGCAAAGUGACGACGAUGACGAUAUGAUGGAGGUUGCUCAUGCUGGCGCUGUCAAGGUUGCCAGUGUCAACCUGGCAGCUUCCCGGCCAGUGAGGAAAAUCAUCAAAGAAGAGCCGGCAGCGACUUCAUCUCCAGUCAAGGCCCCUGACACCUCAGUGGAUGCGUCAUCUUGGAACCAGCUCACAGAGAAGCUCAACGUCGUGAGCAGCUCCAUGUCGGAGCCCAAAGGAAUCGGCAAGAUAGACCACAGGGACGCCAUCGAGGCAGAUGGAUCUCUCAACUUCUUCUGGACCGACUACACGGAGGUCAACGGCAGCCUCUGUCUCUUUGGCAAAGUGCUCAACAAGAAGACGCAAUCAUACGUCAGUUGCUUUGUCAAGAUUGACAACAUUCUGCGGAAGCUCUACUUCUUGCCUCGCCAGCAGCGUCUCCGAGAUGGCGAAGAGACGGGAGAUGAAGUCGAUAUGUCUGAUGUCUACAACGAGGUGGAUGAGCUCAUGACCAAGAUGAACGUUGGCAUGUACAAAAUCAAAAAGUGCCAGCGGAAAUACGCCUUUGACUUGCCCGACAUCCCCAAGGAAGCAGACUACAUGAAGCUUCUAUAUCCUUACACAAAACCGGCCCUCAACAUGGAUACGAAAGGAGAGACAUUUUCUCACGUAUUUGGCACCAACACUGCCCUAUUCGAACAGUUUGUCUUGUGGAAGAACAUCAUGGGUCCUUGCUGGCUCAAGAUCCAGGAUGCCGACUUUGGUGCCAUCAAGAACGCCUCGCACUGCAAGCUCGAGGUUCUGGCUGAACACCCCAACAUGGUGUCGACCAUCAGCGACUCUGACAACAUGGACAUGCCCCCCUUGACCCUGAUGAGCAUCGCCCUUCGGACGGCCUUCAACGCAGCCGAGAACAAGCAGGAAAUCAUUGCCAUCAGCGCGCGAGUCUACGACAAGGUCUCUCUGAGCGAUACCACUCCUGCCGAGAAGCUUCCUUGCAGAACAUUUACCGUCAUUCGGCCGCACGGGCAGGCUUUCCCCAUGGGCUUCGACACGCUAGCAAGGAAGAGAAAUAGGGGUCCGAUUGUCUUGAAGAAACAGGAGUCUGAAGUGCUGAGCUACUUUCUGGCUCAGGUGGACGUGGCAGAUCCCGAUGUGAUUCUCGGCCACCAGCUGGAAGGCGUCGAUUACAGUGUGUUGCUGAACCGCCUGCUGGAGAAAAAGGUCCAUCAGUGGUCAAGGCUCGGAAGACUGCGGCGAACGCAGUGGCCGUCCUCCAUUGGCAAGGUUGGCGGCAACGUGUUUGCGGAGCGGCAGGUCAUUGCCGGUCGGUUGCUUUGCGAUCUCGCCAACGAUGCGGGAAAGUCUGCCAUGUUCAAGUGCCAGACCUGGAGCUUGACGGAAAUGUGCAGCCUGUACCUCACGGGGGACAACCGUCGCCGUGAUGUUGACAAUGAGGUCGCCCUCAACACUUGGGCCAAGGAGAGCCAGGGCCUGAUGGACUACGUGACGCACAUGGAAGCUGACACGCACUACAUUGCCGCUCUGGCAGUCAGUGUGCAGCUGCUGCCGCUCACCAAGGUCCUGACGAACCUGGCCGGCAACUCCUGGGCCCGUACCCUGACCGGUACCCGCGCCGAGCGAAACGAAUACAUUCUCCUCCACGAGUUUCACCGGAACAAGUACAUCUGCCCCGACAAGCAGACGUUCAAGGGACGGCAAAAGGCCGAGGAGGAGAAUGGCGAUGAAGAAGCGGGCGAUGGCAAGAAGAAGGACAAGUACAAGGGCGGUCUCGUCUUUGAGCCAGAAAAAGGUCUCUACGACAAGUUUGUUCUCGUCAUGGACUUUAACUCCCUUUACCCGUCCAUCAUCCAAGAGUUUAACAUUUGCUUCACCACGGUGGACAGAACAGCAUCGGCUGAUAAUGAAGACGCUGUGCCCGAAGUCCCCGUCAACCAAGAACAGGGCAUCCUGCCGAGACUUAUUGCUACGCUCGUCAGUCGCCGUCGCCAAGUCAAGAAUCUGAUGAAGGACAAAAAGGCCACACCCGAAGAGCUCGCCACCUGGGACAUUAAGCAGCUGGCCUUGAAGCUGACGGCCAACUCCAUGUACGGUUGUCUAGGAUACACCCGCUCCCGCUUCUACGCUCGCCCCCUGGCCAUCUUGACCACGCACAAGGGUCGAGAGAUUCUCCGCAGCACCAAGGAUCUGGCCGAGAGCAAAUCGCUGCAGGUCAUCUACGGUGACACCGACUCGGUCAUGAUCAAUGCCAACGUGGACAACGUGGCCGACGCUUUCAAGGUCGGCAACGAGUUCAAGAAGGCCGUCAACGAGCAGUACCGGCUGCUGGAGAUUGACAUUGACAACGUCUUCCGGCGCAUCCUGCUGCAGGCCAAGAAGAAGUAUGCAGCCAUCAACCUGGUGGAAAAGGACGGCAAGUUCAUCGAGAAGAUGGAGGUCAAGGGUCUGGACAUGCGGCGUCGUGAGUACUGCGCCCUGUCCAAGGAAGUGUCCAAGCAUCUGCUCGACGAGAUCCUGUCCGGAGACGACAUUGAGGUUGCCGUGGCCCGCAUCCACGAGUACCUGCGCGACAUUGCCACCAAGAUGCGCGAGUUUUCCAUUCCCGUGGCCAAGUACACCAUCUACACGCAGCUCGGAAAGGGUCCCAAGGAGUACCCCAACGCCGACUCGAUGCCCCAGGUGCAAGUUGCUCUCCGCGACAUGCUCAGGGGUAAAACCGUGCGCAAGGGAGACGUGAUUUCCUACGUCAUCACGGGCACCAGCAAGAGCUCGGAGCCGGCGCCGAAGCGUGCUUACUCUCCGGCAGACCUCAAGGCCGAUCCCAGCCUGCAGCCCGACGUGGACUGGUACAUUGCCAAGCAAAUCUUCCCUCCCGUGGAGCGUCUGUGUGCCAACAUUGCGGGCACAUCGACGUCGCAGCUUGCCGAGCAGCUGGGCUUGGACGUUCGCCGGUACACGUCGACUCAGACACAGUCGGGCAGCUCGAGCGAUCAGCUCGAGAUUCAUCCCCUGGAGUCUCAGAUCCCCGACGAGGUGCGGUUCGUCGACUGCAAGCGGCUCAAGCUGCGCUGCCGCAAGUGCAAAGCUUCGUCCGACUUUGAGGGUCUCACGGGAUCUCCCGAUCGCGUCACCGCGUCCGGCGUCAUCUGCCCCGGCUGCAGCGCCGUCCUCCCCACGCUGUCUGUCGUAGCGCAGGUCGAGCACGCGGUGCGGCUGCAGACGUCUCGCUACUACGAGGGCUGGCUCGUCUGCGACGACCCGCAGUGCGGCAACCGCACGCGGCAGAUGAGCGUCUACGGCACAUGCUGUCUGGGGCCCAAGGGCCUGGCACGCGACUGCGGCGGCAAGAUGCAGUACGAGUACACGGAGAAGGCCAUGUACAACCAGCUGGUGUACUUUGCCAGCCUAUGGGACGUGGAUAAAGCCAAGGCCAAGGCGGGCGAUGCCAGCAACACCGACCUUUCUGCGCAGGAGCGGGAGAAGAUUCGGGCGCUGGCGGAGCACAACCGGGUGCGUUUUACGACGGUCAAGACGGUGGUGGACAAGUAUCUUGAGAAGUGUGGCCGGCAGUGGGUUGCCAUGGAUUCGCUCUUUUCGAAGCUUGGGUUUAGCAAGAUGAUGGCUCCUGCUGCUGCUGCUGCAGUUGCUGCUUCAUGA
Molecule: messenger RNA, 4425 nt
Organism: Trichoderma reesei QM6a
Lineage: Eukaryota; Fungi; Ascomycota; Sordariomycetes; Hypocreales; Hypocreaceae
Product: polymerase
Exons: 5
Coding region: 1-4425 (1474 amino acids)
Biological process (GO): mitotic DNA replication initiation; lagging strand elongation; leading strand elongation
Cellular component (GO): alpha DNA polymerase:primase complex
Molecular function (GO): purine nucleotide binding; chromatin binding; single-stranded DNA binding
Source: RefSeq, a predicted model, not a curated record